Messenger RNA from Amphibalanus amphitrite, 3226 nucleotides. RefSeq names its product WSC domain-containing protein 1-like. The record is from RefSeq and is a predicted model, not a curated record. Gene Ontology annotation, molecular function: sulfotransferase activity. The coding region runs from base 416 to 1738 and encodes 440 amino acids. The transcript is spliced from 7 exons. NCBI's taxonomy places the organism in Eukaryota, Metazoa, Arthropoda, Thecostraca, Balanomorpha, Balanidae.
AGUCGAACAGCAGUCGGCGGCGCGGUCGCACCUCUGGAGCGCUAGUUCCGUGUGUCGAGAACGCUCCACAAGUUCACGUGUGGGGGCUGUCGUGUAAACUUUGACUGGAAGAUUGUACGUUGGUGAAUAUUUUUGGAAAAGAAGCUCGUAAGGAGUGGGUAGGAGGAUUGGUGGUCAGAACUACACGUGUGAAGAAGUGCGGUGCGUGAUCAUCCGGCCUUGGUUUUUGCGUGUUAAACGUCCCACAAAAACUGAACGGAAGGUCAUUGGCAGUGAGAUGCCCGCACCGUGUCUCCAAACAGCUUGAAGUGACUCGUGUGACGUUUGUUUCGCUAGCGUGACGAGCCGUUAUCUGGUGUCAUCCGUCGUGACGCACCGGGACGGCGACCGUCACGCUCGUGACCUCUUCGUGACAAUGGUGGCCGUUCGUCGUUUGCCCCGCGAUUUGCGGAGACUGCUUCCGCUGGCGUUUCUUAUCGGGUGUUCACUGCUUAGUAUAAUCUACGUGAGGUCAUAUAGACAAGGUUGGCCUGUGUCACAGCCCUAUCACACACGGAAAGUGGGCUCCAUUGAUGAACAGCGCGGGUCAAGCGCCGAGGAAGGGAUACAGACUGCAAAAGGAACGGCCAAAUCACAGCAUGGGUCAAACAGAGCCGCACCGGAAGCGUCCACUUCCGGCGAUGGUGAGGUGCGCGUGCGACUGCAGCAGCAGCCGGUUCGCUGGCCCUGGGAGGGAGUCGAGGGCUGCAGUCAGUAUGGAAUCAGAUUUGCGGAGCGUGGCACGUUGCCUAUCGUGGCCCUCAGCAGCUACCCGGGAUCUGGCAACACCUGGACACGCUACAUGCUCGAACUGGCAUCGGGCGUGUUCACCGGCAGCAUCUACUACGAUAUGGGCCUGUACAGCAUCGGCUACUGGGGCGAGCUCUCCAGUCCGGAGGAGGGUACCACCAUCGUGCAGAAGGUGCACGACUUUGGUGACGACCAGGUGCAGCGCUUCAACAGGACGGCCAUCGUGAUCGUGCGCAACCCGUACCGGGCCGUGCUGAGCUUCCACAACUACCUGUUCGGCGGCCACAAGGGCAUGGCGCCCUCCUCCAACUACCUCAGGAAGGGCUGGCGCACCUUCGUCAUGAAGCAGGUCUUCGAGUGGAGCGCUCACGUGCAAAAGUGGACAGAGCCCGGAAAUCGAGUGCUCGUUGUUCAUUAUGAGCAUCUCAAGAGCGACCCGGUCGGACAGCUGAGGAGAAUGCUGAAAUUCCUCAACUGGCCGAUUGAUGAAGAAAGGCUCAAAUGUGUGCAGGAGGAUGCGGACGGCGUAGCUCACCGCCACCCUCCCCACUUCCCCGCCGAUGUGGAGCCGUUCCCCGACGAUGUCAGGGAGAUUGUCGAACACGGCGUGGGCUAUGUGAAUCAGCUGCUACGGAGGCGCGGUCAUCCGCCACUACCGCUGGAUAGAUACAGCCGCUCCUCCGGUGAACGUCUGGAGGAGUGCUACGCCGAGGAGGACUUCCCCUCGUGCCUGGCUCGAGUAGACGCCAUGAACCCUCCGGCGCCUGCCCCGAGCUUCCUGGCGCGCGCUACGGAUCUCUUCAGCCGCCUGCUGGGGGAUCCACUGAGGGUGAACCUCCGCAGUGGACUGGGCACGGCCAGCGCCCCGCCGGCUCUGGAGGACGUGCCCGGAGCGGCCGCGCUGAGGGCCGACUGGAACGUGUUCGAGAUGAGCAGGCAGGAGUUGUGAGAGGUGGGAGAGGGUAGGAGGAGGGGGGAGGAGGUGCUUCGGUACUGCAUCCGGAUGCUGAAAUAUCACUUCGGUACCUUACCUUGGAAACUUCGCGAGUGGAAGGUAGAAGCUACGUAUGCUUGAAGCUCUGUGAGCUACAAGCUCUGUAUGCGAGAAGUGUUGUAUGCUAGGAGCUAUGUAUGCUAGAAGUUCUGUACGCUUGAGACCUUGUAUGCUAGAAGCUGUGUUCGCUAGCUUUGCAUGCUGCAAGCUCCGUAAAUGCUAGGAGCUUCGUAUGCUAGAAGCUUUGUAUGUUAGCAGUGCUGUGCAUAAGUUCUGUUUGCUAGAAGCUUUGUUUCCAGAGGCUCGGAAUUCCAAGAAGCUUUGUAUGGAAAUGUGUGAUUUUGUAGUUUUGCGGUGCUCUUGACUUCUGUAAUUCUAGAGAUCUAGAAUUCUGACCCUUCCGAGCUCCUGUGUCAUGGAGUGGUGUAAUUAUUGGAAUGUGAACUUCCGGAAUUAUGGAGUUCUGGAACCGUCAUAAAUCUAAAGCCCUCAGAAAUCUGAGCCCCUCACUUAGAGGAUGAAACUGAGACUAGACGGAUGUUAAAAUGCAAGCGAACAGGGGUCAGUGCAUGACGAAUGUCAGAAUAAUGAUAAAUCAAAAGGAGGCAAAGGUACGCAUGCUAAGGACUAGGAUGGAUAUUAUAUUACCGAUGUACCUUUUAAGACAGAAGGAUGAUGCAACUGAGCUGAUGUAAGACAGAGAAAAUUGGAAAUGGUAGAGAGCAGCUUUCCAUUUCCAUUUUACCUGAAGCCGAGAGAGGUGGCGUUAUACCUCGGUGCUCUCUCAGUCUCAGGAUAUGUGACAUCAUGAGACGUCACAUCUUUGAGGUGCUGUAUGACGUCACAUCUAGAGGUGUAUUUCGUGACAUCUAUGUGAAGUUAUAUGACGUCACAUUAAGAGUUGCGUGAUAUUAGACCAUAUUUCGGUCAUCUUAGAUGAGACGGCUAUCUUCAGAGAAGAUCGGAAUGUCAAAUAAGCUCAUGAAGGUUGAUGGUGCAAAGAAGCUUCAUGAAGUAUGAAGUUGGCCUAACAGCAAAUGUGCAGCAGCAAAUGUAUCCUUCUAUGGAAGAUACAAUAUCUUCAAUUUUGUAUAGAAAAGAACAAAACAGUUUAGUUGGAUGAUGAUAAAAUGCAUGACUAACACCGUAUUUGUGACAAAUAAGAUAGAAUUAGGUAGUAACAGUUUUGGGCUCUAGGUCAGAGCUUUGCCGGUGUGCGCGGUAUAAUUAAGUGUUAAGUGUCCUUUUUUACGCGGUCGUCCGGACGCGCGAAAGUUGGUGCUCGGCUAUGAACGCAUACUGACUGACGAGAACGUGUAUACAGGGUGUAUACGAGAAUGGUGUACGGGGUCAUGUCAGUGAUUAAAAACGUCAAAUCGUGUGAAAUAUACAAAUGCGCUGAUUUGAUAAGUGGAUGGUCAGAAAUGCGAACAAAUAACAAAA